Messenger RNA from Microthlaspi erraticum, 417 nucleotides. The record is from the annotation of a GenBank genome assembly. NCBI's taxonomy places the organism in Eukaryota, Viridiplantae, Streptophyta, Magnoliopsida, Brassicales, Brassicaceae.
AUGAACACAGCUUUAUUGAGAUCAGUCACGGAUAUGGAGAUUAAAGAAGCGGUGUUAUCUAUCGGGUCGGAUAAAGCCCCAGGUCAUGAUAGGUUCACAGCUUCGUUUUACCAAGGAUUCUGGGAAGAUAUAAGAGCGGAUCUUUGCUCAAUGGUUAAGUUUUUUUUUGACACAGGUAUCAUGGAACCAGGGAUCAAUCAUACACAGCUUUGUCUAAUUCCAAAACCAGCAGGAGGAGACACAUUUGCUGACUACCGUCCAAUCAGUUUAUGUACGAUUAUGGUGAUGUCAAACCAACACGAGGAAUCCGUCAAGGUGACCCCUUAUCACCAUAUCUUUUUCUACUCUGUGCCGAAACAUUAUCCCAGAUGCUCCUUCAGGCUGAAUCCAAAAAGGAGUUUACAGGAAUUGCUCUAA